AUGGAACUUCCAACAAUUCCGACGCCAUCUUCCGUGGCAGAGUACGUCAUAUCUGUUCUCCAAGCUUCGGAAAACACACCCUACAUUGGAGAACCCAUCUCUCAACUCCAACAUUCUCUCCAAUGCGCUGCCCAAGCUGCAUCUGCUUCGCCACCAGUAGAUGAAGCCACUCAAAUUGCCGCAUUACUUCACGAUAUCGGCCAAUACGCACCAGCUAAAGACCUCCGCAAACUCACCGGCGGGGAAGCUAGAAACCUCGGCGGACAAUCAACAGGCACAAGUGUUGGGAGAGUUGGGCACGAGACACUAGGUGCACAAUUUGUUCUUGCGUUGGGCUUUUCUGAGAAGGUUGCACGUCUUGUUGAAUCGCAUGUUGCUGCUAAGCGGUAUCUAUGCGCAGUGGAUGAGAGGUAUUUGAACAGGCUUUCUGAUGCGAGCAAAAAGAGUCUUGCUUACCAGGGCGGGCCGAUGAGUGAUGAUGAGAGGGAUGAGUUUGGUGCUGACGAGUGGUGUAAGGAAAUGUGCCAAUUGAGGGUUUGGGAUGAUGAAGCUAAGAUCGAGGGGCUUGAGGUCAGAAACUUGGAGAGCUGGAGGCCGGUAUUGGAGCGACAAUUAGAAGGAAGACAGGGCAACAUGAUUUAG
Molecule: messenger RNA, 642 nt
Organism: Fusarium proliferatum ET1
Lineage: Eukaryota; Fungi; Ascomycota; Sordariomycetes; Hypocreales; Nectriaceae
Exons: 1
Coding region: 1-642 (213 amino acids)
Source: RefSeq, a predicted model, not a curated record